Molecule: messenger RNA, 13876 nt
Organism: Drosophila nasuta
Lineage: Eukaryota; Metazoa; Arthropoda; Insecta; Diptera; Drosophilidae
Gene: upSET
Product: SET domain-containing protein upSET
Exons: 8
Coding region: 1235-11116 (3293 amino acids)
Biological process (GO): regulation of DNA-templated transcription
Cellular component (GO): Set3 complex; Rpd3L-Expanded complex
Source: RefSeq, a predicted model, not a curated record
AAGAAGAAGAAUCGGAGUAACGCGGAGUGUGAAACGCGUUUAUCAGUGUAAAGUCAACAAAUAAAUUAGAAAAAAUAGAUUUCGAGCACUGUGCUCAAGUGCAGUUAUCACAACACAAUAAAAUCAGGAAGCAAACAGUAAAACAACAUCGCGUUCCACAACCACAAAUCCUUCAAUCCCAAUUACAGUGUGUGCGAAUUUAAUUUGUGAUUAUGUGAAAAAAAACCCAAAAUAUAAAUAUAAAAAAUAUAUUCAAAACAUAAUUUUGUGCCGAAAAAAACAAAAGCCAAGCGGUAAACUUAACUCAACAGCUUGCCAUUUUAAAUCGUGUUGUGCAUAAUGAAUUAAAAAUACAAAUUAUUCGCGCCAAAUGGAACAUACAACGAAACCUCGUUCGGUGAGCUAAGAAUAAAUUGAUGUAGUUCCGUUGUUGCUGGAUAACAACAACGAUAAGAACAAGAUCAACAUUAACAUCAAAACAACGAUACUUUCGACUACACAAAACAAUAACAACGAGAGAUUCAGAAGACGAAAGCAGCAACAAAAGAAGAAGGCGCGCCAGAACGGAAGCGCCGACUCAAUAGAGAGAAGGAAGCUGAAUAAAAAAAUACGCGGCGUUAUGUUUGUAAUGGCUAACAAUGUAAUGUGGCACAGUGUUGGAAAUCGUAUUUGCAAUUUGAAUGCGCGCCGCCCACAAUUAGCAGCCGCCGCCAGCAGCGGUCAGGCAAACGCCAACGACGAGGAAAGCAUUUCUGGUUAUGCCUUAGGCCCCCAAAGGUUUGGGGGGCACCAUCACGUAUAGAGGCAGAAGUAAUCGCACUUGCAGCAACCGCAGCAGCUUUAUAGCGCGGCAGAAGUCACAAACAUAUUUCAAACAAAACAAACAACAAUCGCAACUGCAGCAGCAACGGCGACAACAGCAACAUCAGGGGCAAAGGCUUCUUGUGAAUGAGAUGUCUAGUGAAGUAGUAUUAGUGUUGUGAAAUGACAAAAAGCAAAACCAAGAAGCAGCUACAAAAGCAGAAGAAGAGCAACAUAAACUUAGCACCAGUUAAAAGCAGAGCCCCCCCGCCCCUUUCUAAAACUAAAAUUAAAACAAAAACAUAACAAUUUAAUUUCGAAAGCGAUAUAUAAAUACAUUCACAUAAUAUAAUAAUAAUAAUUACUAUUAUUUUUGUGAGCAAUUUAUAAAUUGAUAUAAACAACAACAACAAGAACAGCAUCAGUAACAACAAUGCCCAUGUCCACGCACGACACGGUCUUUGUGGAACCUGUCGCCAGCAGCGGCAGCAGCAGCAACACCAACAACAGUACUGGCAACAGCCGCAUUGCCAUCGGUGGCCCACAGCAGCAGCAACAGCACCAACCACACAUAGUUAUCGAUGGCAGCAAUUUGUCAACCCAGGCGCAGCUGAAGCGCAUAAUGCAGCGGCGCAUGUCCAUUCAAGCGCAACCAGCGCCAAAAUAUGCGGUACGUGCCACAGCAGCAGCGCAGCAGCAGACGCCACAGCAACAGCAGCAGCAUGAGUUGCUCAAUCCGCAAAUCUACAAGAUUGUCACCACCGAUGGCAGCACGAGUAAUGUCAUCAUUGAUGCCUCCUCGUCGGCACCGCCGCACAACUCCAAGCUGUUGCUCAGUAAUCUCACGGUGCUCUCCAAACAGGCACCGCCAAUAUCCUCCUCCCAGACACAGCAACAGCAGCAGCAGCUUAACUAUCUCAGCGCAAAGAAUUUGCCGUAUGUCACGGCAACGCCAGCAAUCAAACAGCAGCAGCAGCAAAAAUUUGGCAGCAUUAGCGCCUAUAAAGCGUCAGGAGGUGGAAUUGCAACGGCAAAGCAGCUGCAAGGCUAUGCUCAAUCCCCACAGCAGCAGACAGCAGCCAAUGCAACAACGACGCCGCUAAUGCAAAAGGUGACACUCGGCUCGCGAGUUGUGACGCGUUUGCAAUCGUAUGUGCCGCCCCAGCAGCAGCACCAACCACAGCAGCAACAGACGCCGCAGAUAAUUGUGCAACCAGCAACGGCUACGCAACAAAAAUAUGUCAAUGCGGCUGCUAUCAAUCGACCGGCGAUAACGACAACAACUGGCGGAACAGCUGCAGCGCUGCUCAAGAAGACUAAUCAGAAGAUAACGGUCAAAAGCGUGGGCAAUAUGCUGCAGCAGCAUCAACAGCAGCAGCAACAACAACAACAGCAGCAGCAGCUUAAAGCUUUUAUCUCCGCACAGCAGCCGACCCACAAAGCAGGCGUUAAAACGAAAUUUGUUAAGCAAUACAACGCAACGACAGCGCUGUCGAUUGCCGCGGUGCCUCAGCAGCAACAGAACGUUUACGCCAAGCAACAGCAACAACAAUUGACGACCAGCAAGGUUGGAAAACUAUCGGCAGGCAGCAGCAUCAACAACAGCAAGUAUGUGGUGCAGCAGCAACCGUUGCAACAACUGGCUGCUAAUUUGCCGCAGGGCACACAGUUGCAGCAGAAGACGACGGCAACAACUGGUGGCGGCUAUAUGCUACAGCAGUCAACGCCGGGGGCCAUCAAGUUUGUCAACUCUCAUGGCACUGUCAUACAACAGCAUCAGCCCCAAAUUCAGGCGGCACAAACCAAACGAAUACACUACAACAGCACCAGCAGCAGUGAUAGUAGCAGCGAUCAUCAUCAUCAGCAACAACAACAGCAGCAGCAGCAGCAAUCCUCGCUGAUCACCGACGAUGUGAUGAUUGUGAAUGGCACACAGAUGACGGAUGAGUUGUCGGCGCGCAUACUACAGAGCAUGGCGCAAAAGUCGUUCAGCCAGCAGCAACAGCGGUAUCAGCAACAGACGACACCGACAACACCAACAGCAGCAGUAACCACAACCAAUAUGCCACCGCCGCAACCAACAGCAGCAACACCCACACAAAUUGUUUAUGGCAACAGCAGCAGCAAUAGUGUAACUGCAGCAACCUCGGGAAAUUUGCUACUGACACAUUUUCAAGGUGCAGCUGCAAUCUCGCCGAGUUCCUCAGCGUCAACAGUAGCUUCGUCAGCGCCAUCGGCAUCGUCAUCAGCGUCAUAUCUAACUGUAAGCACCUCCAGCACGCCCUCGGUGAGCAUAUCUUCGCAUGGAUUCGCCAGCGGUAGUGCGGCGAUGUCCUCGUAUAUGUCGGCAACGGCGGCACGCCGGCAAUCGGUCAGUGCGCCGAGCAGUCGAGCCGCGUCGCUGGAACGCAAGCAGCAACAUGAGGCUGUGGUGGCCGCUGCCAAUCGCAAGCAGCCAUCCAAUGUGGUCGAGUAUUAUAAGCACAGCCUGAACCACAGCAAUAGCACAAGCAAUUUAAGCAGCCUGCGUGGAAGCGUAACCAGCAACAACAAUACGACAACAAAUACGCCGCACUUGACACCAGUGCAUGUGGAUGCAACCACGUUGAUAAUGAAGCCCCAACAGCAGCCACAACAUACGCCUCAGCCGACACAGCAGCAGCAGCCUCAACAGUUGCAGCAGCAGCAGCCGCCACAACAGUCGCAACAGCAAGUGGCAACGCAACCACAACAGUUGAGCGCCAACGAGGAGGAGUUGUUCAUUGAGGAAGUGCGUCCAGUGCCAGUGCAUACCCAAGACUUGCGAUUGCAGCAGCUACACGCCAUAAUGCAGGAUCACACCUACGCCUCGCAGCAGCAGCAACAACAACAACAGCAGCAACAACAGCAGCAGCAGCAGACUGCAACAACUGGGGCGAUAGCCCAGCAAUCUCAGCAAUGGUCUUUGGGCGGCAUUGGCGUUACUGUGGCAGGUGCAGCGACUACACCAGGCGGCAGCUACAGCAGCUACUUUGCGCCACAAAUUGCUCGCCAUGUAACUGACGAUGAUGCACAUUCGGCCAUCAGCGGUAGUUCGCGCUUGGCAAGCGCUGACAUCGAUCCCGGUGAGGAGACAGAAACAGCGCCUGAAGCCGAGGCCGAGGAUGAUUCUGUGACGCGCUGUAUUUGCGAGUUAACGCAUGAUGAUGGCUAUAUGAUUUGCUGUGACAAGUGCUCCGCCUGGCAGCACGUGGACUGCAUGGGCAUCGAUCGCCUCAACAUACCGGAGGAGUAUCAGUGCGAACUCUGCCAGCCACGUCCAGUGGACAAGGCCAGAGCGCGUGCGUUGCAGCGUCAAAAGCGCAAGGAGCACAUGCUUUUGGUGGCCAGUCAGGCAGCCAGUGGUGUGGCCGCCGUUGCAGCUGCCGCUGCCGCAACAGCCGCUGCAGCGGGCAAUCCUUUGGGUGCAGCAGCUUCUGUGCCGGGUGGCUCACUUUACGGCAGUCAGGAGUUGCUGCAACAACAGCAGCAGCAGCAACAUCAACGACUGGGCAGUGGACUCAAUGGUGGCUUUGCAACUGGCGCUAAUAACGCCACUGUUGCCGGCAUGGGCAAAAAAUCGAAGAAAACCAAAGAUGGCGCCACAACGCUGAAGAAGAGUAAGAAAGGAGGCGACAAGCUGGCAGCAGGCGGUGCUGCGGGAGCUGGAGUUGCCGGUGGUGGCUCAACCAGUGCCAAGGGCACCAAGAAGAGCAGCAAACGCAAAACGAAAUCGAGUGGUGAUGGCAACGGUGGCAGCAGUCCAGCUCUGACUGCCGCUGAGAAGCACGCAGCGAAUCUGCGGCAAUGGAUCGAACACUACGAAUACGCCGUGACCAAUCAUUACUCGCCCGAGUUGCGCGCCCGCCUGCAUGCCAUACAGAAGCAACCGAGUUUGCUGCAAAGCAUUCAAAAUACCGAAAACAAGGCGUUGCGUCUGAUUGCCGCCGGCUGUGCCAGCGAACUGGAGAAGCGUGCUCAAUUGAUACCCUAUGCUGGAGCCAAGGUGUUGAUCAGCAGCAUUGAUCUGGCGCCGCAUUCGCCCAUCCAUGAGCUGCGUGGCAAAUACAUGCUAACGACCCAGUUUCGCACCCAGAAUCCCACCGUGAACAUGAAUACGCCGCCGCCAAGCAACUAUCUCAACAGCUUCAAGGUGCACAAGACGCCCGGGCAGUUUGUGUUCUUCUAUCAACUGCCGGGCGUGGAGGCUCCAAUGCAGACGACAGCCAACCAACAGCUGGCACCGCAACCGCUGCCCUCUUACCUAAAGGGACCCGAAGUCUGCGUGGAUACGCGCACCUAUGGCAACGAUGCACGCUUCGUGCGACGCUCCUGUCGACCCAACGCCGAGUUGCAGCACUACUUCGAGAAGGGCACACUACAUCUGUACAUUGUGGCAUUGACGCACAUUCGGGCGCAGACGGAGAUUACUGUGCGACAUGAACCGCAUGAUCUGACGGCGGUUGAGCAUAAGAAAUCACAUUCGGCUGUCAUCCAGCCGACGAGCACACGUUGUGCCUGCGAUCUGGGCAGCGAUUGUUUGUUCGCAUUGCCUCUGGCGGUGCAACAACAAUUGCAGGCACCGCCCACGCAACCGCGCAGCAGUCAUCGCAACAAGGCGGCAGCAGCAGCGGCCGCAGCCGCUUCUGUGAACAGUGCGGCAGCCAUACAGCUGACCAUGGGGCUGGGCAACAGCAUGACGGCAGCCGCUGCAGCUGCAGCAGCCGCGGCGACGGCACGCAAUCGUUCCACAUCCUCGAGCGGCGAGAGUAGUAGCCACAUGGGCCUGAAUAGCCCACAGCUCAGUCAGCUUAAUUUGGGCUUUAAGCCUAGUGCGACGGCUUCUUUGAUGCCGGCAACAGUUGGCACAGCGGCGGCAGCAAUGCUCUGCAACAGCAACAGCAAUGGCGGCAACAGCAACAACUCGUGCUCCGUUUCCAUGUCGAGUGUGCUGCACGAUUCAGGCAUUUGCACAUCUUCAUCGUCGCCCUCAGUAUCCAUUCCAUCGCCCACGCCCACUCAACUGCAGUCGCCCACAUUGCAGCAGCAACAGCAACAACAGACACCGCAAACAUCACUGCUGCAGCGCAGUCCAACGCAGCAGCAGCAACAAAUUCUGGCAGCGCUGCCAACGCCUAUGUUGUUGUCCCCACAGAUGUUGCCGAAGCCUGCACAGCAGCAGCCUUCAUUGCUGCAACAGCAGCAGCAGCAGCAACAACAACAGCCGCAGGAGCCAUUGGCUGUUAUUGCAGCUGCAGCGGCUGCUCAGAGGCCCAUGGCAACUUAUUAUUUGCAGCCGCAACAACAGCAACCUCAACAGCAGCAGCAACAACAACAACACCAGCAGCAGCAGCAGCAACAUUUCCUGCAGCAACAACAACUGGCGGAUGAGGCUCGCAUGGCAGUAAGUGCGCUACAAACGCUGCAUGCCACGCCCACUUCACAUAUUGUGACGCCCAUAAAAAUUACAACGCAGCAAAUGAAACUGCAGCAGACGCAGCAACAAUUGCAGCAGCAAGCACAACAACAACAACAAUCGCAACAACAUCAGCAGCUACAACAACAGCAGCUACAACAGUCGCAACACCAGCAGCAGCUUCAACAGCAGCACCAACAACAGCAGCAGCAGCAACAACAGAAACAACAACAGCAGCAGCAACAACAACCAAAGCCCUAUCAACCUGUUGUAGUAUCGCCUACCAAGACGCCUAUUAAAUCGACAGUAUCGUUGCCUAUCAACAAUCUGAGCAACAACAACAGCAAUAUUAAUGCAACACCAACUAGUCGUAAAUCGCCGGUAAAAGCAGCUGUCACAACGCCGACAACAAGCACGCCUGUGCUCGAAGCCAAGCAGGAAGAUGUCGUAGUAACAACUCCGACGCCAGCAACACCGACAACAGCAGCAGCAGCGUCAACCACUGCGACGCCAGCCACAUCAACACCUGCAGCUAAAAAGGACAAGCCAAAGUCACGCGAAGAGCGCAAAUUGGAGGCCAUACUGCGUGCAAUCGACAAAAUGGAGAAGCAGGAGGCACGCGGUAAGAAAGCAGGAGCAACGGGAGCUACGGUUGCAGGUGGCGACAGUCGGCAAGCGGGCAGCAACAAGCGUAGCAGCAACUCGCCGGCAUCGCCACGCAAACGCAAUGCCAGCAGCAAUUCUAUUAGCGAAUCAACGGAUGCCAAUGCCAGCGGUUGCCCCACGCCCACCAGCAGCAAUAACAACAACAACAACGCAUCGCGACGCAACAAGAAAAAACGGAAAGUUAGUCGCAGCUACAACAACAACAACAAUAAUAGCAAGCGACGCAAGAGCAUGAACGAGUCGGACAAUGAGUCGCAUACGGAGUCGGAACUCGCGUCGCCAGCAGCAGCAUCGCAGCAACAACAACACAACGACAGCAGCCUUAACAAUAGCAACAGCCUAAUGCUGCAGCAACAACAACAGCAGCAAUCUGCUGAUCAGGCAGCUGGUUUGUUGCUCGCCUUGGCGCACAACAAUUGCGACGCCUUCAAGCCACCAGCAGCAAACGCAACUGGAGCAGUGAGCAGCGCUUGUCUGCUGAUUGAAGCAGCCAUGGGACCACUGGAACAGCAGCCACAACAACAGCAGCAACAGCAACAACAAGUCGUAGUUCAGCAAUUGCCAUCGCCUUCGAUGGGUGAAUUUAAGUAUCCGCCCAGUGGCGCUAAAACGAAGAAAACACUCAUGUCCAGCUGGUUCCAGCAAUCGGAGCAGGAACAACAAACCUCUGGCCUCGACAGCCUAGUGCAGGCGGCAAUGAGUGAAAUCAACGGUUCCCGUGAGCAACUUCAACAACAACAGCAACAGUUGCAGUUGCAGGAUCCACCUGCACCAGCAUUACUGAAAGUGGAGCACUUUAUACAUCAAGUUGAGGGCUCGGAGCGUUUGCAGACGCCAUCAGUACAGAACAAUUCGUCGGUGAAGAAGCGCUGGCUACGUCAGGCCAUCAGCGAGGAGACCACGGACGAAAGUCAGCCCCAGACGCCGGUGACACCGACGCCAAGCAGCGUAGCAUCGCCCCAAGCGCAACAGCAGCAGCAGCCACCACAACAGCAGCAGCAACCGCAACAGCAGCUGUCAAAUGGCUUUAGCACGCCGUUGAAGAAGCGUCGUUUGGUGGUCAUGAGUAAUGGCGGACUUGAGACAUCAGCAGCCACUGACGAACCACAUAUCGAUGUUAUUGGCAGCGCUGGCGAGGAAGAUCACAAAGUGGAGCCCAAGACAGAGCAGCUGAAGGUGGAAACACAGCUGCUACACUUUGAACAGGACGACGAUGUGGAUAUCUUGAGAUCACCGAGUCCAGGUGCUCAGCAGAUUGUGGCCGAGGACAAUUUGGUGAAAAUUGAGCCAGAAGAUACGAGCGCUGCCGCUGAAGAUGUCAAAAUUGAUGUGGAGCGUGAGGAAAGUCAGGCGUGCGACAAGUUCGAGGAGCUGCUGAAGGUAAAGCGCGAACAGGAGGAACAGCAACAACAACAGCAAGAGCAACAGCUGCAGCAAGAGUCCAUUGAUGAGCCUAAGUUGGAAAACUCAGUGGAGCAGCAGCAGCAGUUGGCUAAAGUGGAGCCCAAAGCGGAGAUCAAACCAGAUGUGGAAAUGUUGCCUGCGAAACUAGAACCGAUACCAGAGCCCAAGCCAGGUGAAUCGUUGCUGCGCACAACAGUAACAGCAAGUGCAGCAUUAGCUACAACAACCAGCAACGCAAUAACAACAGCAGCAACAAGCACCACAUUGCUGGUGGAUUCGGUGAAAGCGGCCAUCAAGGCACGUGCGCCCGCUGUCAAGGAAGAGUCAGAAGAGCCGCUUAAGAAGAAACCCAAGCUGGAAUUGCUAACACCCAAGCCUGCAGCUGUUGCAACAACUACAGCAAUAGCAGCAGUGGCAUCUAAUGCCACGGCAGCAGUGACCUCAGCAGUCACUGUAGUCACAACAAAAGCAGCAACAUCAGCAACUGCAUCUGCGGCAACAGUAGCCACGAAAGUUGCAUCUACGGCAUCAGCUGCAGUGACUACGACAACACCAGCAAGUACUGCAACAGCAACAGCAAGUACUGCAGCCAGCAGCAAGAAUCUAACCGAGCUGGAUAUACAACAGCGCUUGUUGUCCUUCCAUGCGGCAAACAUUUCGUAUCUGCAGUCACGCAACAAGAAGGCCACUAGCAACAGCAGCAGCACCAGCUCCAGCAAGAGCAAUAGCAACAACAACAGCACCAGCAGUACAGCCAACACCACGCCCGAGUUGACAAUAGUGAAGAAGUCGAGCAAGGAGAAGGACGAGAAGCGUGAACGUGACAAGCAGCUAAAGAAAUCGAAAAAGGAGAAAAAGAAGUCCAAGGACAAGGACAAGCAGAAGGUGCCAGCAGCAACCGUUGCAACCUUGGGAGCAAUGCCAGCGCCUGAAUUGAAAAAGAAGCCGAAAGAAAGCAAACAACCGCAGCAACCACAAUUGUUGCCAGCAACGCCAACAGCAGCAGUUGCAGCAACAACUCCCACAGCAACAGCCAAUGGCAAGACCAAGCACAAUAGCAAUCAUCCACUUGAACAACAACAACAACAGCAGCAGCAACAGUCGGCGCUGCGUCGUCGCACCAUGUCCAUGUGUGUGACGCCAGCAACGACGCCAACGCCAACUGCAAUGCCCACCACGCCCAUGGCAACCACAAAGAAGCGUCAGACAAACUUUGAGCAGGAGUUGACAAAGCCCAACAGCCAAAUCCUAAGCAGCAGCUUGUUGCUCAACAGCAGCAAAGCUCCGCAGCAACCGACAGCAGGAGCAACAGCUGCAGUAGCAGCUGGUGUCGUAGCAACUACUGCGAAUCAGCAGCAACAUCGCAAAGAGAACAACCAUCACCAUCAACAGCAGCAGCAGGAGUUGCCUGGUUCGAUGAGUCUGGCAGCUGCCAUUGCGAGUGGCAAGUUGACGGCGAUUAGUCGGCGAAGGGAAUCCAUGUGUGGCAGUCGACAGCAGGCGGCAUUGAUAGCGGCGGCGAUUAAGAAGGAAAAGAAGGAGAAGAAGAAGAGCAAGAAAAAAGAUCGCGAGAAGAAGCAAAAGGACAAAGACAAGGAGAAGGAAAAGGAUAAGGACAGCAAAGCGAAAAGCUACAAUCAACAGAAGCCGCAACAACAGCCGCUGGCAGCAGCUGCUACGCCGCCAGUCAACGCUUUGCCCAAAGUGCUGGCCAAGCCCACCACGCCCGCAGUCACACCCGCACCCACACCCCCAAUUUCAGCAGCUCCCAUACCUGUGCUCAUCACCCAACCGACGCCAACAAUGGCAGCAGCAGUUGCUCCCGUUGUACCCUCGCCAAUGGUAGUGCCCGGCAGCAACAGUCUCGCCUCGGCUGCCAAGCAAUUGCCGUACUACAAUACCAUCUACGGCAAGCUGCAGGAGCCGCCAAGCAGCGCUGCUUUGGCCUCACCAAUUGCUAAGCUGCAGAGCAACAGCAUGCCUAGCUUGGCCGAGUAUUUGGAGGCCACAAAAGCAAAAGCUGCAGCAGCAGCUGUUGUUGCCGCCGCCUCCGCUACUGUUUCAGCGCCAACCACUCCCAUUGCAGCCGCGGACAGCAUGCCACCACCAGCGACAACGCCACUGAAACUCUACACACGCACUGCUAGCCAUGAUCCGCGUCUGAAUCCCAUGCUCACGGUGCCGGAACCGGCGCCCAUGCCAAAGCGCAAGUUGUCGAUCAGUGAGUACCGCAUGCGACAUCGUCCAUCCGUCGAUACGGCGCCCACAACACCGACAACGCCACCGAAACCCAUGGAACGCUUUGCCAAGCCGCAGACGAUCAACAAGUGCUCGCUGCAGUCGCCGGAACGCUUUCAGGCAGCUAUGCGGGAGCGACGCAAUUCGAUCAGCGUGCACCAGAACAACAUUGUCACCAACAACAGCAGCAGCAAUAGCAGCGGCAGCAAUCAGCACUAUGCGCAGCAACAACAGCAACAAUCGCCGCAUCAUGCGCAGUCUGCGUCGUCGCUUAAGAGUAAGUCCGCUAAUGCAUCUGCUAUAAACUCGGCGGCAGCCACGUUGAGCACCGUCAACAGCAUCCUAAGCACAGCCCACAAGUUGCACAUGUUCGACGACAAGCCCAAGACUGGCCACUUUAAUGCGGCGCCCACAUUGCUGGAGCAGCAACAGGAGAAGAUGAGCGAGAGAUCACGUUUCAUGCAACGAACCAUAUCUUGCGAUUCGCGUGUGAUUGAACGCCUGGGCGUUGGAGCAUCAGGAACACCUGGUGAAAAGUCAUCUUCGGCGACCGCCAGGCGAGAUGGCGCUUAAGCUUCGUCGAUAAAUUAACUACAGUAACACAUCCAAGUCUAAAGCCAGAAUAUAACUCAGAUCACAACUACAAGAAACUCGACCGAUCAACCUGGCUCAAGUGCUCUUCGAAAGCAAAAAAUAACCUUACCCAUAAACUAUUAUAAUUGAAGGCGCUUUUCUUAUUUAACGAAAAAAAAAUGUAGUGCGAAAAGAAAAUCGGAAUAGAAAAAAACGCGCUCUAUCGUAGCCAGGAAAUGAAAUCCUUAUUAUUUUUGUUGUAAACGCUAUUUACUCGCUAUAACUAUACUACUUACACAUACAACUAGAAUUUAGAUAUGUAUAUAUGCAUUAACGAUAUGAGAUUGAGCAGAGAAACACAAAAAACAACAAACCACAACAACAAAAAGCAGCAACAGUAACAAUAUAUUUCAAAAGAGCCUUCUGCUAAAUGAUUUAGUUAUUUGAUAGUCGCUUUUUUCGUAACCAACCAAGCAACUUGCUACUAUAUACAAAUAUAUACUAUACAUAGCGCUAUAAUUAUAUAUAUCUAUAUAGAAAUGCUUAGAUGUACGAAAAAGAUCGAAAAACUACACACAUAAACAAACAAAUUGAAAUCUUUUCAUGUUGGUUAGCUAAACAGUUAGUUUAAAUUCCUAAUUUAAACAUAGUAGAUUUUACUACAUUUUUCUUUGUCAUAACUAUAAAAUUAAGUAAAUUUCAUUUAAAUUCAAUUCACUUAACUGAAAUAUGCAUGAGAGAUUCUGCAAUUAAUCUGAUAAGUUUAUGAUGAUUUUUAUACAUUUUCUGUAAUAGUUGUAAUUAAAGAGUAACGCCACUGCGAGUAUAUUUACAUAUACUUCAAGGCAACAAUCAAAGCAUUAACUAAACAAAUUAAUUUAAAUAACAACAACACAGAAACUGCAACAACAGCAUAACCAGGCUUAAAACGCAAGCAAUACUAAAAACCAAAAUGAAAACCAGAAAAACAGUACAUAAAACAUGUAAAUAUUAAAUUGUAAAAAAAACAAGUGCAUAUUGUUAAAUAUUUGUACAUAAAAAAACAAGCGUUGUUUAUUGUUCAACAAAACAAAAACAAUAAAUAGAAAACGCUACUUGUAGUUUGUAAGUUUGGAAACAUUGAAAAAAGAGUACAAAACGCGAGUUAAUUGAACGUAAUCUAAUUCUAAGAAAGUAACCUUAAAACAAAUUUAUAAUUAACGAAAAAAAAAGGAAAAACACCAGGAAAAGUUACAAAAAAUUGUAUAUAAACAAGAUUAGUAAUGAGGCCGUCGCGUAUUUAGAUCUAAGUUUAUUAUCUAACACGCUGCUCCUUAACCAUAACUCCUUCCUAUUCAACCCACCACCUUAAAAAUACAUAUAUUGGGUUCGACAUAACAUUUAUUUAUUUUUUUUUUUACAUUUGUCUUACUAACAUUUUCUAUCCUUUAAUGGGAAAGUGCAGCAAACAAAAAAUAUACAAAAACAACUACGAUUUUUGACCCUGUGAAUAUGUAUAUCUAAUUCAAUAUUUUAAGAUUAACAAAUUAAAAGAAAACGUGAAACUAAGUAUACACUUUUACUUUUACUUUUUACCCCACUUCAUUUCACUGAAAUUAAAACUUUAUGUAUAUAACAAGAACAUUUACAUUUAAUAAUUAACAGCAUACAAUAUUUUGUAAGCAAAGUGAAUUUUAACUUAAAUAUAAUUAAACUAAGAAAAAUAUUCAAAUCCCAAAAGUUCAUAAUUAUGAUCAUGAAAUUAUGGUUUUGACUGAUGCAAACUCAAUAAUCCGUUGGUAAUUAUGAUUGAUCAAUCAAAAGUUUAAUCGAAUCUUUUUUCUCUUUUAAACUAUUCAAUCCGAAAGCAAGAGAUUCUUCAUUUGAGAUAUGAUUUCAACUGUGUGAUUAAUCACACAUACGAUCAAUAAAUAAACUGACUUAAUUCUCCCCAAACAAUUGCUUACAAAUCGUAUAUUCAAGUUUGAGAUUUUGGUUUAAUUUGAGAAAAUCGAGUAAAUUUUUUAUUGAUUCUUAUAUCAAUCAUAAGCAUAUUUUUUUGCAUCAGUUCAAACCAAUUGCUAGAAUUUCAGAGAUUUAAAGUUCAUCCCGAAGUAAGAUAAUUUUCACAAAAACAACCAUAACAAUUAUUAUUCUCAUAUACAUGAAAUAUUAUAUUGAAAACAAAAGCUCUUGUUAAACUUUGAAAUCGCAAAAGAAGAUAUACAUUUUAGAUUUUGUACCUAUUAAGAAUUUGUUGUUUUUCUUUAUGGGCUUUUUUUAAAUAUUGUACAUAAUCAGAAAGUCGAUUUUAUAUAAAAUAUUAUUGUUAAUUUAUUUAGGAUUUGUAUGAUACUUAUAUAAAAGCUAGUUAUAUAAAUAUUAGAUAUACACACAUUUACUAUACCGAAAAUUUGUAACAAGUUCGUAAUGAAAAUUGAAAAGAAAAGAAAAAAAAUAGUUGUAGAUAAAUUACUUAUAACUUAUUUGAGAGAAAUUCAAUAUAAUCAUUUUUACUUUAUUUGUAAGUGCGAAUUUUGAAUAAUAAGAGUAGAGUUUUUAGCCUUAAAAUUUGGUUUAACUGAUGUACAUUAAAUAUGUUAAUUAUUUACUAAACGAAAUACAAAAACACAUACACAAACAAAACAAAAUAAAAAAAAACAUGCGCGAAUGUUUAUAACACUUCCGUCUGUAAAAUACAUUAAAAAUUGGAUUCGUAAGAUUCUUUACAAAUAAACAAAAAAACACAAAUAAAACGAAAAUAAAAUGAUAACAUUUUAA